AUGAAGACCUUCGCGAUCCUCGCUGCUCUGGCCUCCGUGGUGGCGCUCGCCACUGCGGCUGAGCCCCUCGAGAACGACCCUGCCGCCCACCUCGAGGCUGCGCCAGCGCCAGGCGACGCGGGAGCAGGACCGGACGACAAGGAAGACUUCUACGGGGGAGGCUACCGCUACGGCUAUGGUGGCUAUCCUCGCUACGGCUAUGGCGGAUACCCGCGCUACGGCUAUGGAGGCUAUCCUCGUUACGGCUACGGCGGCUACCGCUACCACUAUGGACAGAAGACACCGCGAAGCAUAGUGACGUAA
Molecule: messenger RNA, 303 nt
Organism: Phytophthora sojae
Lineage: Eukaryota; Oomycota; Peronosporomycetes; Peronosporales; Peronosporaceae
Exons: 2
Coding region: 1-303 (100 amino acids)
Source: RefSeq, a predicted model, not a curated record